GGGACGUGUAGGAGGGCAAGUGUCUUCCUCACAUCAGUCACUGAGCAGCAAUUCAUCUGCUCAGAUCGACCUUUUUUUUUCCCCCUUCGAAAUCAUAGGACACUCACACGAGGAGUGGGAGGAGGCGAUAGGAGAAGCUUGCUGGGACCCAGUCUGAUAGAUUCAACAGAAGUUGGAUGCUGGAGGAGUAAAAGAAACACAACAAAAUCCCUGAUGCACUUUUGGGAAGAUGUUUGGAGCAAAAAAAUACGAAUGCUGAUCAAGCAAUGAUGGAGAACAGUCCCAACGCAACUAAAUCAUUCCUGUUUUUAUAGUUUUAUAAGAACAUAGGACAACAUCGGACCAGAGUUUGGACUGACAGAAGAUGAAGUUUGGAAGUAGCUUUUGCACCCUGAACGUUGGCGGUCGCAGGUUUCCUUUCACGGUGGAACUGAUGAAGCACCUCCCACUGAGCAGACUCAGCCGCCUGUAUCGCUGCGUGUCAGAGAGCGAGUUGUUAGAGCUGUGCGAUGACUACGACCGUGACAGAAACGAGUUUUUUUUCGACCGCCACUCCGAGGCCUUCAGCUUCAUCAUGCUGUAUUUGCAGCAUGGCAAGUUACGUUUUGUCCCACACAUGUGUGAACUAUCCUUCUAUAAUGAGAUGCUCUACUGGGGCCUGGAGAGUGCUGACCUGCAACUUUGCUGCCAGCGGCGGCUGGAUGAACGUCUCUCUGACUGCUUUGUGCACUUUUUCCCUGAAGAGGAACCGCAAGGCCCAGAGGAACCGUCCGAUCAUUGGUUGGAGAGGAUGAGGCGGACAUUUGAGGAACCCACAUCCUCAGUGGCGGCGCAAAUCCUGGCCUCUGUGUCUGUGCUGUUUGUUCUUAUUUCUAUGGUGAUGAUGUGUGCCAGCACCUUACCAGAGUGGAAGAAUGCGGAGACACUGGAUGAACACAGGAUCAUCGAGGCGGUGUGCAUUGGUUGGUUCACCGCCGAGUGCAUCGUCCGUUUCAUCGUGUCUCGAGACAAAUGCGAGUUUGUACGUCGUCCUCUGAACAUCAUUGACCUGCUGGCCAUCACUCCGUAUUAUAUUUCCGUUACCGCCACGGUCCUGACGGGAGAGAAUUCUCAGCUUCAGCGAGCCGGCGUGACACUACGGGUGUUGCGCAUCAUGAGAAUCUUCUGGGUGAUCAAGCUGGCUCGUCACUUCCUGGGCCUACAAACUCUCGGCCUGACGCUGAGACGAUGCUAUCGUGAAAUGGUUAUGCUUCUGGUGUUCAUUUUUGUCGCCAUGGCCAUCUUCAGUGCGCUGGCUCAGCUUUUAGAAGGAGGUAACCAGGACUAUACUAGCAUCCCUGCUGCCAGCUGGUGGGUCAUUAUCUCCAUGACGACAGUAGGCUACGGGGACAUGUACCCGGUGACUAUGGCCGGUCGCGUACUGGGCGGGUUCUGCGUGGUGAGUGGAAUAGUUCUUCUCGCCCUGCCGAUCACUUUUAUUUACCAUAGUUUUGUGCAGUGCUACCAUGAACUGAAGAUCCGUUCGGCACGCUGCAUCCGCAGUUCAUCGACUGAUUUUAUUGAUUGAAAGACACGAUAGAGCAAGGAAUAUCCAGAGGAUAUUAGAAGUCAUAGACUAUGGACAUUUUCGUCAACUGCCAUGUCUGUGAAUAUUUUCAGUCCCUCACAGGUUAAUAAAUGUGGUAGGAUUACAAUAAGGGCCUGCUAACAUUUGUUUUUAACUGCAACUUUGGAGGCUAAAAAUGUUACAUAACGAUUAUCAAAGUUCAGGUUUUGAAAAAUGGGCGUCAUCAAAUGAAUGUAAUUGUUGCUCUUUACUAUUUCAGGCAUCAAAUUGUA
Messenger RNA from Syngnathus acus (greater pipefish), 1839 nucleotides. Its product is annotated as potassium voltage-gated channel subfamily G member 3-like. The record is from RefSeq and is a predicted model, not a curated record. Gene Ontology annotation, molecular function: protein binding; delayed rectifier potassium channel activity. Gene Ontology annotation, cellular component: membrane; voltage-gated potassium channel complex. Gene Ontology annotation, biological process: protein homooligomerization; potassium ion transmembrane transport. Lineage: Eukaryota; Metazoa; Chordata; Actinopteri; Syngnathiformes; Syngnathidae. The coding region runs from base 365 to 1567 and encodes 400 amino acids. The transcript is spliced from 3 exons.